This is a messenger RNA of Amoebophrya sp. A25, 679 nucleotides long. The record is from the annotation of a GenBank genome assembly. Lineage: Eukaryota; Dinophyceae; Syndiniales; Amoebophryaceae.
CACCAGAGCGCUCUUUCUGCGGUUUCGUUGUCGGCGGGUGAAAGCUCGGAUAGUGAGACGCGUUUGCAACCUGCCGUCGAGGAAGUGUCAAUUGGCAGCGAAACAGACGUUCUGGCAACCACAGUGCCUGAAGAUGAAGCACCGCUGACGCGAGCCUCGGAAAGCUUGCUGGUGUCAGGGAGAAGAUGGGCCGGUCUCACUAGCGACCAGAUGAUUGAGGGACGUCACGCGAUGGAUCCUGGUUUUGAGAGUGAUAUCUCUGAUCCAGAGUCGGAUGAAGAAGACGAUGGAACCGGACACGACCAUGACGCGGAGAUGCGACACCGUCAGCAUAAAGCUGAUUUUUACGGCACUCCGAGUCAUGCCGAGGGCCAUCUGCAGUCACCGCGAGCGCACAGCGAGAGGCAGAAAAGCAAGCGUGGAAGAAACACUAGUGAGAAGAGUCGCACUAAAAGAGCGGACGUGGUCGAUCACGAUCUGCAUUUGCAGAAAAAAAAGUUCUAUCAUAUGGACCAGCAUCAAAGUGCCGUGGCGCGCAAGGAAGCACACACGACUCAGCGGCCGCCACCAGAUGAGGACGCGGCGACACUGCAGCACCGACUAAUGAAACGCGAUUUCUACGGGGAUCCGCACGCAGUGGAGACCGACGAGGAGGACCGGCAAGAACGCGCGGAGCGGG